Funneliformis geosporum is the source of this 1926-nucleotide messenger RNA. Lineage: Eukaryota; Fungi; Glomeromycota; Glomeromycetes; Glomerales; Glomeraceae. The record is from the annotation of a GenBank genome assembly.
AUGACCUAUUUAUAUGGUUUUUUGAAAUCAAUUCGAACUUUCACACCUGUACUUAAUGCGUCACCUGCACGUCUUACAGUUUGCUUAUUGAACAAUUAUUUUUCAACAUUAAAGCCAAAGACAAUGGCUAACAAUAAAGACGCGUUUGAAGUAAAAGCCGUUAAUACAACCGAAAGAUUAGCAAAGCUUAGAUCUUUAUUUAAAGAAGAAAAAUAUAAUAUAACUGCGUAUGUAAUUCCUUCAGAAGACGCUCACCAGAGUGAAUAUACUGCAAGUUGUGAUGCUCGAAGGGCAUUUAUUUCCGGUUUCACGGGCUCUGCUGGUUUGGCAGUUGUAUCAACGGAUUCUGCUGCGCUUUUUACAGAUGGUCGAUAUUUUUUGCAGGCCAGUAAGCAAUUGGACCACAAUUGGGAAUUGAUGAAACAAGGUUCGAAAAUCGGAAUCGAUCCAACAUUGAUUAUAGCGAACGAUGCAAAGGCUUUGAAAGAAUCACUUGGAAAAAUUGGGUCAUCGUUAGUCUCUAUUGAAGAUAAUUUAGUUGAUUUGGUAUGGGGAGAUGAAAGACCAUCUCGUCCAUGUAAUCCGGUAAAUGUUUUGUCAUUGAAAUAUACUGGGCGUUCGCAUACUGAUAAAAUUACGAAACUUCGAGAAGAACUUGCCAAAGAAAAUUUCUAUGGUUUUGUUGUAUCCGCUCUUGAUGAGAUUGCUUGGCUUUUUAACCUCCGUGGUUCUGACGUUCAAUAUAAUCCCGUUUUUUUUGCUUAUGCUCUUAUCACCAAGAACGAUAUCGUUCUUUAUAUCGACGAGAAUAAAUUAUCCGAUGAAGUCAAGGAACAUUUGAGAUCCAGUAUUCGAUUUCGUCCUUAUAAUUCUGUUUUCGAAGAUCUACGUAAUUUAAACGACAAAUUUAAGAGCGAUAAUCAGAAACUUCUUAUCAGUACCCGUACAAGUUUUGCUCUGGCCUUGGCUUCAGGCGAAGAUAAUAUAGAAUCAGCUCGUUCUCCUAUUCUGGACGCAAAAGCAAUUAAAAAUGAAGUGGAAUUAGAGGGCAUAAGGCAAUGUCAUCUCAGAGAUGCAGCAGCAGUGAUUAAUUAUUUCUCAUGGCUUGAAGAACAAUUUGCCACCGGAAAGGAAUUAAGUGAAAUCGAUGGAGCAGAUCGUUUGGAGAAAUAUAGAGCAGAACAAGAAGAUUUUGUUGGCCUAUCCUUUGAUACUAUUUCGGCAUCAGGACCUAAUGGGGCAAUUAUACAUUAUAAACCAGAACCAGAAACAUGUGCUAAAAUUGAUCCAAAAUUACUUUAUCUAUGUGAUUCUGGAGGUCAAUACAAAAAUGGUACUACUGAUGUAACGCGUACCAUACAUUUUGGUACACCAACCGCACAAGAAAAGUGCGCAUUCACACGAGUCCUCCAAGGACAUAUUGCGAUCGACCGCGCAAUAUUUCCGAAAGGCACUACAGGAUAUUUGUUGGAUGUUUUUGCAAGAGCACCGCUCUGGAGAGAUGGUUUGGAUUUUCGUCACGGUACGGGACAUGGUGUUGGAUGUUAUUUGAAUGUACACGAGGGUCCUCAUGGAAUUGGAACCAGAAUUGCAUACAAUGAUGUACCCCUUCAAGCAGGUAUGACAGUUACCAAUGAGCCAGGAUAUUAUGAGGAUGGCAAGUUCGGUAUUCGAAUUGAAACUCUUGUAUUUGUUCGAGAGGUGGAAACACCACAUAAUUUUGAUGAUCGUGGAUUUUUGGGAUUUGAACAUAUUACAUUGGUUCCUAUUCAGACAAAACUUAUUGAUGCCUCUCUUUUGAACCCUAUUGAACUCAAAUGGAUUAAUGAUUAUAAUGCUGAAUGUCUUCAAAAAGUAUCACCUUUCUUAAAACAAAAUAGUCCAGGAAUUCGAUGGUUAGAAAGAGAAGCUGCCGCUUUAAAGUGA